This is a messenger RNA of Dromiciops gliroides (monito del monte), 4971 nucleotides long. RefSeq names its product prospero homeobox 1 (gene PROX1). The coding region runs from base 549 to 2900 and encodes 783 amino acids. NCBI's taxonomy places the organism in Eukaryota, Metazoa, Chordata, Mammalia, Microbiotheria, Microbiotheriidae. Gene Ontology annotation, biological process: regulation of transcription by RNA polymerase II. The transcript is spliced from 8 exons. The record is from RefSeq and is a predicted model, not a curated record. Gene Ontology annotation, molecular function: DNA-binding transcription factor activity, RNA polymerase II-specific; RNA polymerase II cis-regulatory region sequence-specific DNA binding. Gene Ontology annotation, cellular component: nucleus.
UCUUUCCUCCCCUCCUCCUCUCCUCUCUUCUUCUCUCCUUUCCCCUCUCCUCCCCUGUCCUCCUCUCUCGCUCCUGUCUCUCUUCUUUCUCUCUCUUUCACUCUCUCCUACUCUCUCCCUCUUUAUCGCACACACAUUCACCCUCCCUUGUCAAAUUACAAUAUUCAGCAGCAGCAAGACAUCAGCGUGUGUGUGCGCGCGUGUGUAUUUUCCACUCUUUCCACCGGCAAAAAACAAAAACAAAAACAAAAACAAAAAAACAAACAAAAAAAAAACAAAAAGAGAGAGAGAGAAAGAGAGAGAGAGAGGCUCAAUUCCAUCGCUGUUUGCACUGAGGGAAAAUGCAAUUAUUUAAAUGAAUCAUAAUAAAAUAAACCCUAAUGAUUUCUAACCAGGAGCCUCAGUGGGACUCAUCAUCACUCUAGUCUUCCCAGUUCCUAAAGAGUGGAGUUGAACUACAAGUGUUUGAACAAAGAAAAAGGGUCCCGGGAUUCUUGAGCUGUGCCCAGCUGACGAGCUUUUGAAGAUGGCACAAUAACAGUCCAGUGAUGCCUGACCAUGACAGCACAGCCCUCUUAAGCAGGCAAACCAAGAGAAGAAGAGUUGACAUUGGAGUGAAAAGGACGGUAGGGACAGCAUCUGCAUUUUUUGCUAAGGCAAGAGCAACGUUUUUUAGUGCCAUGAAUCCCCAAGGUUCAGAGCAGGAUGUUGAGUAUUCAGUGGUGCAGCAUGCAGAUGGGGAGAAGUCAAAUGUACUCCGCAAGCUGCUGAAGAGGGCGAACUCGUAUGAAGAUGCCAUGAUGCCUUUUCCAGGAGCAACCAUAAUUUCCCAGCUGUUGAAAAAUAACAUGAACAAAAAUGGUGGCACCGAGCCCAGUUUCCAAGCCAGCGGUCUCUCUAGUACAGGCUCAGAAGUACAUCAGGAGGAUAUAUGCAGCAACUCUUCAAGAGACAGCCCCCCAGAGUGUCUUUCCCCUUUUGGCAGGCCUACUAUGAGCCAGUUUGAUAUGGAUCGGUUAUGUGAUGAGCACCUGAGAGCUAAGCGCGCUCGGGUUGAGAAUAUAAUUCGGGGUAUGAGCCAUUCCCCCAGUGUGGCAUUAAGGGGCAAUGAAAAUGAGAGAGAGAUGGCUCCGCAGUCUGUAAGUCCCCGAGAAAGUUACCGAGAAAACAAACGCAAGCAGAAGCUGCCUCAACAGCAGCAACAGAGUUUCCAGCAGCUGGUUUCAGCUCGAAAAGAACAGAAGCGAGAGGAGCGCCGACAGCUGAAACAGCAGCUGGAGGACAUGCAGAAACAGCUGCGCCAGCUGCAGGAAAAGUUCUACCAAAUCUAUGACAGCACUGAUUCUGAAAAUGAUGAAGAUGGUAACCUGUCUGAAGACAGCAUGCAUUCGGAAAUCCUGGAUGUGAGGGCCCAGGACUCAGUGGGAAGGUCAGAUAAUGAGAUGUGUGAGUUGGACCCAGGACAGUUUAUUGAUCGGGCCAGGGCCCUGAUUAGGGAGCAAGAAAUAGCUGAAAAUAAGCCGAAAAGAGAAGGUAAUAAAGAGAGAGACCAAGGGCCAAACUCUUUACAUUCAGAAGGCAAGCAUUUGGCCGAGACCUUAAAACAGGAACUGAACACUGCCAUGUCACAAGUUGUGGACACUGUGGUGAAAGUCUUUUCAUCCAAACCCUCCCGCCAGCUUCCUCAGGUCUUCCCACCUCUUCAGAUCCCUCAGGCAAGAUUUGCAGUCAAUGGGGAAAACCAUAACUUCCACACCACCAACCAGCGCCUCCAGUGCUUUGGUGAUGUCAUCAUUCCAAACCCCCUGGACACCUUUGGCACCAUGCAAAUGCCCAGCUCCACAGACCAAACAGAAGCACUGCCCCUAGUUGUUCGCAAAAACUCAUCUGACCAAUCUGCCUCUGGCCCACCAGCUGGUGGCCACCAUCAGUCUCUGCAUCAGUCUCCACUUUCCACCACCACAGGCUUCACCACAUCUUCUUUCCGCCACCCCUUCCCUCUCCCGUUGAUGGCCUACCCAUUUCAGAAUCCAUUAGGUGCUCCCUCUGCCUCCUUUCCUGGGAAAGACAGAGCCUCCCCAGAAUCCUUAGACUUAACUAGGGAGACAGCAAGUCUGAGGACCAAGAUGUCAUCCCAUCAUAUGAACCACCACCCUUGUUCACCAGCACAUCCGCCCAGCACAGCUGAAGGCCUCUCCUUGUCUCUCAUAAAGUCUGAGUGUGGUGAUCUCCAAGAUAUGUCUGAUAUUUCACCUUUUUCUGGAAGUGCAAUGCAGGAAGGACUGUCACCUAAUCACUUGAAAAAAGCAAAGCUCAUGUUCUUUUAUACCCGUUAUCCCAGCUCGAACAUGCUGAAGACCUACUUCUCAGAUGUGAAGCACCUUUCAUCCAGAAGGAUCCCAAAGCGCUUUACAAACUGCAUACAUAGGGAUCACUCACGUACCACUGAAAUGCAGCCACCUGGAGGGUGGAAAGCGGCAGCCAUUUUGAGCCAGCAACACUACACAACAGUAGAUUUCAACAGAUGCAUUACCUCUCAGCUCAUCAAGUGGUUUAGCAAUUUCCGUGAGUUUUACUACAUUCAGAUGGAGAAGUAUGCACGUCAAGCCAUCAACGAUGGGGUCACAAGUACUGAAGAGCUGUCUAUAACCAGAGACUGUGAGCUGUAUCGUGCUCUGAACAUGCACUACAAUAAGGCAAAUGACUUUGAGCAGGUUCCAGAGAGAUUCCUGGAAGUCGCACAGAUCACAUUACGAGAGUUUUUCAAUGCCAUUAUCGCAGGCAAAGAUGUUGAUCCUUCCUGGAAGAAGGCCAUAUACAAGGUCAUCUGCAAGCUGGAUAGUGAAGUCCCUGAGAUUUUCAAAUCCCCGAACUGCCUACAAGAGCUUCUUCAUGAAUAGAGAUUUUCAACAACUCUUUCUGAAUGUAUGAAAAGUAGCAGUCCCCUUUGGAUGCCCAAGUUAUGUGUAUCUAAAUUUUGAUUUCAUAUACAUGUAUAUGGGAGGCAUAGAUAUGUUUAUGAAAUCAGCUGGUAAUUCUGCCUCCUCCUCAUGAACUCUCUCUUUUUUUUUCUUUUGUGUUGUUCUGUUGCAAGGGGAUACUGAAUUGUCCUUCUGCCUUCAGUUUACUUUUUGCCCAAGGCCCUUAACAUUUGGAGACUUAAAUGGGGUUCAUUUUCAGGGAGAAGAAUUUUGAAGUGGGUAAAGCCUGUCUUAGCAAGGUAGGGCAUCAUGUAUGUGAUGCUUCUGUCAGAUGCAUGGCUUGCUGCUAAGUGGCAUUUUGGCUGAGGGAAACCGGCAUCAUGGCACACUACUAUAGACAAUGAAGUUUCCUCUUGUUUUUACUGCUAAAGAGGUCUGAAACUCUAUGGAAUCACUAUUUAAGCUUAGUUUUAUUUUAUUUCGCUAAUUAUGUUGCUUUUGCUUUAAUCCCUAAAAACAGCUAAUGACAUUUUUUAGCAGCUCAUUGCCUAAAGUGAUACCCCCAGAAGACUAGAUUUCAAAUCAACAGAAAGCUAUCAACUUUUUCCUAAUAGGAAUGAUGACUACCCCCUCUCCCAAAUUAAUGACUUAGGUGCCAGUUUCUUAUUGAGGCAAACCAAUUUUGCACAAGAUUGGUCUUUUCAGGUUGAGACUGGCAAUUCAUGCAUGAUGGUCUAGCCACUUCUCUCAUUUUACAGUAUGGUCCUCUUGUUAAAAAACAGAACAUAUUUCAUUCUCCACAAAGUAAAACCUAAAUCUUUUCUAUUUAUCCUCAUCUUGCUUCAGAUAUUAAAAGGCACACAAGUUUCAAACCUACUCUUUGCUCAACUUUGCAUAAAGUUGUAUAAAAAAGAUAACUCUUUCCAUUUGAUAUUUAAGUUUCCACCACCCCCACCCCAUAUCAUUUUCUGAAUUACCUUUAUACAGGAAAAGAAAAAUAACCCCAUCCUGGACUUUCAAUUUCUGAUUAUGCUGGAAGCUUUUUAAUAGCAAUUAAGUUUGCUUGGACCUCAUUUUGUCAGAGGAACACAUAUAAGAAUGACCCUUGCCCCCCCCAAAAAAAGAUGAUUCUUUAAAUUCACAAGCAUUUAUUAAGCACCUACAAUGUGACAAAAUAAGUCAUAGAAAACAAUCCCCUGCUGUCUUGAUGGAUAUGCAAAGUGAUGACAACCUAACUGAGUUUUUCCUUGCUUUUCUGUGCAGCUUUUACAAAUGAAUGAUCUGCUACCCGUCUCUUCUAACACAGAAGCUAGUGUUGACCAAAAUAUGAGUCGAGUGAGUGUACAGUAUAGGAAAGUUUGGGAUUAACCUAAGUGACACUAUUUCAGCAUAAUAUAAGAAAGCUAGCUGCUAGUUCUUUGUGCUUUCUUCAAUGGUUCUCCUUUUUUAUUUUCAAAAUUUCAAGUGUAUACUGUCCAAUAUUUACUUUAAAAAACACAUCUGAUGGCAUUUAUACUUCUUUUUUUCUGAUUUCUUUUUGAACAGAUGCAGUAAGAAUUUAUUGUUCACUAGUGUUUUCCAUCCCCUCCCCCUCCAACAGGUAAUUUGGUUAAAAACAAUUUUCACUAUAUGAUUCAUUAACAAAUCUGGUAUUUAGAUCAUAGGGAACAUAAAUGUGGCAUUUCCUUAACUUUCUUUCUAUUCCAAAAUUGCAUUUGACUUUGGAGAGUGAAAGUUUACCCAUGUGACUAAAGAGCUGACCUGAUCACUGCAAUUUCACUUCAUUUAUAAAUACUGCUGAUAGACAGAAAUGUAUGAAAGCAAUUAUUGUCAGCACAAAGCCUUAAAAACCUGCUGACUUCAAAUUAAACAGCCCAAUCCUAUGAUGCCCUGUCAUUAUUCCCAAGCACAGGCAGGAUCCCUGCCGUAUAGACAAUGAAAACAAUAACAUGGGAUGAAGUGCCAGCAGCUUCAGAAUGAGUCAAACACAAAACACAUCUUUUCCAGCUUACUUUCUUAGAGGACGGGCACAUCGGGAUAUGUGUCUUCU